Messenger RNA from Armigeres subalbatus, 2571 nucleotides. RefSeq names its product RNA polymerase II subunit A C-terminal domain phosphatase (gene Fcp1). Gene Ontology annotation, cellular component: nucleus. NCBI's taxonomy places the organism in Eukaryota, Metazoa, Arthropoda, Insecta, Diptera, Culicidae. The transcript is spliced from 7 exons. Gene Ontology annotation, molecular function: RNA polymerase II CTD heptapeptide repeat phosphatase activity. The coding region runs from base 113 to 2353 and encodes 746 amino acids. The record is from RefSeq and is a predicted model, not a curated record.
ACGCAACCGUCAAAACAACAUCAGUGCGCUGUUCAGGCUGUUUCGUCGCUGCGGUGAAAACAAUCGUGAAGAGAGUGCGGAGCGCGGGUGAAUCGCGAGAAAAGUGACAAAAAUGGCCGAGGAAAAUCAAAACAUCAUCUACGCUCCGGCAGAUAAUGCCAUUAAAAUCAACAAAUGGAAGGUUAGAGAGGGCUAUCCUGUGACCAGCGGCAACAUUAUCCUGUUCUACGAGCUUCCGAACGGACCUGAAAAGGAUGUAAAACGCCUCAAAGCGACCAAAGCGGGCGUCGUCAAAAAGCGCCUCGCAAAGGAAGGUGAAAUUGUUGAUAAAGGGAAACCUUUGCUAGCGUUGGCACAGUGCAGUCAUACUACCGUUAUAAAGGAUAUGUGCGCGGAUUGUGGAGCGGAUCUGCGACAGGAUGAUCAGGCGGGUGGAUCAGAAGCAUCCGUUCCAAUGAUCCAUUCGGUGCCGGAAUUGAAAGUAACGGAAACGUUGGCGAAAAAGCUGGGGCAAGCAGAUACAGAACGCUUGUUAAAGGACAAGAAGUUAGUUUUGCUGGUUGAUUUGGAUCAAACUCUGAUUCACACCACUAACGAUAACGUACCCAACAAUUUAAAGGAUGUGUAUCACUUUCAACUCUACGGACCGAAUUCACCAUGGUACCACACAAGGCUACGGCCAGGAGCUUUACAGUUUCUAGACAAAAUGCAUCCCUAUUACGAGCUGCACAUCUGCACGUUUGGAGCACGUAACUAUGCGCAUAUGAUUGCUCAAUUCCUCGAUCAGGACGGUAAACUUUUUUCGCACCGUAUCCUGUCACGUGAUGAGUGCUUCAAUGCCACAAGCAAAAUGGAUAACUUGAAAGCCCUUUUCCCAUGUGGAGACUCAAUGGUUUGCAUUAUCGAUGAUCGAGAGGACGUUUGGAAUAUGGCAGCUAAUCUGAUCCAGGUUAAACCUUAUCACUUCUUUCAACAUACCGGUGACAUCAAUGCACCUCCCGGGAUGUCCAAACACGAACUGGACGGAAAGGGCGUAGACUUCAAAGACCUAAUCAAUCAAUUUCCAAAAGAUAAGAAAAGCAAGAGCAAAAAUAACAGUCGACCACCAACGCCGAAAAUAGAAACGGAAGAGAUAAAACCAGAAGAUAGCACCGAGGAUGCAAAAAAUGUAUUGCCGGCUGGCGAAGAGUCAAUCGAAGAAACUGCUCCUAGAAAAGCUGCAGAAGAGAAGGAUGAAUUAAAAUCUGAUAAGAAAGCGGAAUCGGAAAAUGAAACGACUGAAAAUGAAUCUUUAGAUAAAAAUCAAGAUGACAAAAAUGAUAGUGAAAAGAACAAAGAAGAUAGUCUAAUAGAAAUUGAAGAUCCGGAUGAUUAUUUGCUUUAUUUAGAGCAUAUAUUGGUGAAAAUUCAUCAGACGUUCUAUGAAGAGUACGAGAGUACCAAGCAGAUAUCGGACUUGAAAAGACUAAUCCCGCAGGUAAAAUCCCAGGUACUAGUUGGUUUCAAUUUGGUCUUUUCUGGUUUGGUACCGAACAGCAUGAAGCUUGUGGAAAGCAAAGCGUACCAGGUGGCGCGCAGUUUAGGCGCCAAUGUUACGCAGGAUUUCCAACCCGACACGACGCACCUGGUGGCAGUCACGUUCGGCACAUCUAAAGUGCAUAACGCACGAAAAAAUCCAAAAAUCAAGGUUGUCACCCCGGAAUGGCUGUGGGCUUGCGCCGAGCGGUGGGAACACGUUGAAGAGCUGCUCUAUCCGCUGAAGCAAUCGAAACCGUCCAAGAUGAGACAACCUCCGCCGCACUGUCAUAGCCCUGAACAUGCUGUAAGUUAUGGAGAAAAUCGAAACGCAAGUGGUCCUUCAAAACAGCGUGGCGACACCCAACAGGAACCACCCAAGUUCAUCGACACGUUAAAUCCGUUGCUCAGCUUCUCCAACGACGACUUGGACGCUAUGAACAACGAUUUCGAGGAGUGCUUCGAAUCGGACGACGAUAGCAGCAGCGACGAAGAACCCGUCGACAUUGAAAAUCCUCCGAUGAACAAGACGUUGCGCAAGAGAAAACGCAGGGAGGAAAAAGAGAACCGAAGGAACAUCUUCAAAAAACAGGAAGAAGAGGGUUCCAUUAUCAAGUACAGCGAGCUUGAGGAAAACGACAACAGCCAAACGAACCUCAGCUCGGACGAAGAUGAAAGUCCGAGCGCCAAGUUCCGGCGGGGAUGUGCUCUUCCUUCCGACUUGGAUAUGGGAUCCAACAGCGAGGGCAGCGAAGAACCCCUGGACGAUGUGGACGACGGCGAUUGGAAUAUGAUGGGAGCGGCGCUCGAGCGGGAGUUUCUCGGAUUGGACGAGUAGGACACACACCACCACGGCAAGUAUAGGUUUUGUUAGUACAAAGGGAAACAGUGACCUCACGUGUGGGCGGUUUAUCUGACUUGUUUAUGCACCGACCCUUAAGCCCUGACCUCAAGGCUUUCUUGUUAUGAUGAAUGUACAUAUAGAAUAACCCAGUUUCUAAUCUUUAGGACAGCUUUAAGUUAUAUUCCAUCAAUUGUACACUAGUAGUUUUGAAA